UUUCUUCUUGCAAUUCAUGAAGCUGAGGAGCUGACCUCUCUCACCAUGAGUUACAGCAAGAAAGACGAAGACGGCGAUGCCGCAAUUAUGAAGGUGGACCGAACCUCUGUCUUUCAAGAAGCACGAUUGUUCAAUUCCUCUCCCAUCCAACCUCGAAGAUGUCGAGUUCUUCUCACCAAGAUUGCCCUCCUUCUCUACACCGGGGAACGAUUUCCUACCAACGAAGCCACGACGCUUUUCUUCGGCAUCUCGAAGCUGUUUCAGAACAAAGAUGCCAGUCUACGACAGAUGGUUCAUCUCAUUAUCAAGGAGUUGGCGCAUUCCGCAGAGGAUAUUAUUAUGGUCACAAGUACGAUUAUGAAGGAUACCGGCGGUGGAACGGAUGCGAUUUACAGACCCAAUGCUAUUCGCGCCUUGUGCCGUAUCAUUGACGGGUCGACGGUACAAAGUGUGGAGCGUGUCAUGAAGACAGCGAUUGUAGACAAGAACCCAUCAGUUUCUUCCGCCGCCCUCAUUUCCUCAUACCACCUCCUACCAAUCGCGCGCGACGUUGUUCGAAGAUGGCAGAGCGAGACUCAAGAGGCGGCAAGCUCUACGAAAUCAUCUGGUGGAUUCUCUCUAGGUUUCUCAUCGUCUUCGGGACAAAUGCCAGUCAACAACUCUACCAUGACACAAUACCACGCAAUUGGACUUCUCUACCAGAUGAGAAUGCACGACAGGAUGGCAUUGGUCAAGAUGGUUCAGCAAUUUGGAACUGCCGGGGCCGUAAAGAGCCCUGCUGCUACUGUUAUGCUUGUUCGACUGGCAGCUCAAUUGGCGGAGGAGGAUCAACAACUUCGGAAGCCAAUGAUCCAGCUUUUGGACGGCUGGCUUCGACACAAGAGCGAGAUGGUUAAUUUUGAGGCUGCUAAAGCAAUUUGUGAUAUGCGAGAUGUCACAGAUGCUGAAGUCACCCAGGCUAUCCACGUUCUCCAAUUGUUCCUGACAUCUCCCCGCGCAGUUACCAAAUUUGCUGCUAUCAGAAUACUCCACAACUUUGCAUCCUUCAAACCCCAGGCUGUUCAUCCCUGCAACCCCGAUAUCGAACUGCUCAUCUCUAACAGCAAUCGCUCGAUUGCCACAUUUGCAAUCACUACCCUUCUGAAGACUGGAAAUGAGGCCAGCGUUGAUCGUCUGAUGAAGCAAAUUUCUGGCUUCAUGGCCGAUAUUACUGACGAAUUCAAGAUCACAAUCGUUGAAGCCAUUCGAACACUCUGCCUGAAGUUUCCUAGCAAGCAGGCUGGCAUGCUAGCAUUCCUUAGUGGUAUAUUGCGGGAUGAGGGAGGGUACGAAUUCAAGCGCGCUGUUGUUGAGAGCAUGUUUGAUUUGAUCAAAUUUGUACCCGACUCCAAGGAGGAUGCUUUAGCGCAUCUUUGCGAGUUCAUCGAAGAUUGCGAAUUUACAAAGCUGGCUGUUCGUAUCUUGCAUCUACUGGGUCUGGAAGGUCCAAAGACCUCGCAACCCACGAAAUACAUCCGGUACAUUUAUAACCGUGUUGUUCUUGAAAAUGCAAUUGUUCGUGCUGCGGCAGUCACAGCUCUAGCGAAAUUUGGCGUGGGCCAGAAAGAUCCAGAGGUCAAGCGCAGCGUCACUGUUCUUCUCACCAGAUGCCUGGAUGAUGUUGAUGAUGAAGUUCGUGAUCGUGCGGCCUUGAAUCUGAGACUCAUGAGCGAAUCAGAUGAAAUGGCAGAUCGGUUUAUCAAGAAUGAAAAUACCUUUGCUCUUCCAUAUUUCGAACAUCAACUAGUAAUGUACGUUACAGCGGAAGACAAGACAACAUUUGACACAGCUUUCGACAUUGCAGCUAUUCCAGUUGUCACCAAGGAGCAAGCAGACGCCGAGGACAGGACCAAGAAGCUUACAACUGUCACACCUACCAUCAAAGCUCCCAAGACCGGACCAACAAAACCAUCACAAUCAAGUACGGAGGCUGCGGCAACAGCUUCGGCUGCUGCCCAGAAAUACCAACAAGAGCUUCUACGGAUACCAGAGAUGAAACUGUAUGGCAGUGUGCUGAAGUCCUCGCCUGUGGUAGAAUUGACAGAAUCAGAAACAGAGUAUGUAGUCAGUGUUGUCAAGCAUAUCUUCAAGGAGCACAUUGUCCUCCAAUACGAAGUCAAGAACACUCUUCCGGACACUGUUCUCGAAGACGUCUCGGUUGUCGCAUCUCCCUCGGAAGAGGAGGAGCUCGAGGAAGAUUUUAUCAUCCCAGCCGCCAAGCUUGCCACCGACGAGCCAGGAACUAUUUACGUUUCUUUCAAAAAGUCCAAUGGGGAAGGUUCUUUCCCUGCUAGCAGCUUUACAAAUGUUUUGAAGUUUACCACGAAAGAAAUCGAUCCUACGACUGGAGAGCCCGAGGAGACUGGUUACGACGAUGAAUAUCAAGUUGAGGACUUGGAGCUCAAUGGAAGUGAUUACGUCGUUCCAGCCUUUGCUGGCAACUUCAACCACAUUUGGGAGCAAGUCGGGGCUUCAGGCGAGGAGGCAGAAGAAACAUUACAGCUCAGUGGGGUCAAGAGCAUCGCGGAUGCGACCGAACAACUUGCAACGACCCUUUCAUUACAACCUCUGGAUGGUACGGAUGUACCCAUUAACACAACCACUCAUACUCUCAAGUUGUUCGGCAAGACUGUCACUGGCGGAAAGGUCGUUGCCAAUAUCCGGAUGGCAUACUCUACAAAAUCUGGUGUCACAAGUAAAAUCGUUGUACGGAGCGACGAGGAAGGAAUUGCAGCUCUGGUGAUUGGGUCUGUUGCUUAG
Lachnellula hyalina is the source of this 2799-nucleotide messenger RNA. RefSeq names its product putative coatomer subunit gamma (gene sec21). Gene Ontology annotation, biological process: endoplasmic reticulum to Golgi vesicle-mediated transport; intracellular protein transport; protein secretion. Gene Ontology annotation, cellular component: Golgi membrane; endoplasmic reticulum-Golgi intermediate compartment; endoplasmic reticulum. Gene Ontology annotation, molecular function: structural molecule activity. The record is from RefSeq and is a predicted model, not a curated record. The annotation marks the transcript as partial. The transcript is spliced from 5 exons. Lineage: Eukaryota; Fungi; Ascomycota; Leotiomycetes; Helotiales; Lachnaceae.